UCAAGUAAAAAAGUUGAAUAGGUGACGAAACAGGUAAAACAAAAUUGUGUCGGUGCGGUUUGGAAAUGAGAAAGAUUCUUUCUUAUAAUUUUAUACUGUCGCUUCAAGAAACAGUUUCUGAAAUGGCUGAAGUGUAAACGUCAUAUCGUAUUAUUUUAGAUUUUUCAUGAAAAUUUGUAAAUGUCAAGCGAAAGAGUACAUUUUGCCGACUUUGAAAAAUGAAUCAUAUGAACGAAGCACAUGCUAUGUAUUAUAAUGUUGACCAUUCUUCGAUGUUUGGUUCAAAUUUAUCAACUGUAUAUGCUGAUGGUCCGCCACCACUAGAGGAUAUAAAUGAUGAACAGGAAGAAUCUGACUUUAAAGAGUUUUCAUCAGGCAAGACUUCUAUACGAGAUGAAGUUUUGGAUGGUCCUAAAAGUAAUUUGCAAUUUGACUUUAAAAAAAAUCAUGUGGAAAAAAGAUAUAAUUCAUUAGAUAGUGUUAGCCUUAAAAAUAAUGACAAAGAAAGCAGGUUUGAGAGAAACAAAAGUAUUGAUAGUGAAAAUGAACUGAGUCCGAUAUCUCAAACCAAAAAAGAUUUGAAGCAAAAUGAACAUGGGCAGUUUGCUGAUUUUUCAAAUUUUCAAGAAGAAAGUGAAAGUGAUUUGACAAAUAAUUCUGUAUUUGCUGUUGGCAAAUGGGAAAGUGAUGAUGAGUUUGGAACAUUUUCAAGUCAUGAUGAAAAUUUUGAAAAAACUUAUGACAAUCACAAUUCAAUUAAUAGAAAUUCUCAAAAAUCCACAAAAAAACAAUUAAAUGAAAAUGCAAUUGUGGAUACUGAUAGUGAUUUUAAUUCAAUUGACAAUUAUUGUGUUAACAACAGCUCAAGUGAAAAAAUGUCAACCUUUCAUGAUGGAAAUUACAAUCAGAUGAAACAAAAUGAUUUGAAAGUCAAUAUGGACGAUGCAUCUUAUGUUAUGGAUUCUGAAAAGUCUUUGCAAGAUGAUUUUGAUUCAUUUAAGGAUAGUGAGUCAAGCACAACAUUACCUAAUGAUCAUGUAAACAGUUCAGAUGGUUCAUUGGUUGAUAAAGUCAAUUUUACAUCAAAUCCAUCACCAAAAAUGUUUACCAGUAGCUCUUCAGCAGAUGUCUGGAAUGAACAAGACAAUUUCACUGAUUUUGGUGCAUUUACUACAAGUAAAACUGACGUGAACAAUGAAUUCACCGACUAUUCCAGUGGCGAUCACAAAUGGUCAAAUUUUCAGGCAGAUUUUUCAAAUUUUGGUGAUGAAAAUGUGUCCAAUGAAAAGACAGCUUCCAAAGAUGGUUUUAAACUUGAAAAUUCCCUAAGCUCAUCAAAUUCGCAAUCACCUUCCAUUGGAACAUCAGUGGUGGCAGGAUUGUCAUUACACACGUGUUUUCCUGAUAUUUUUUUCACAUCUUCCGUAAAUGUAAAGCAAGACAUCAAUUUUGCUCAAAGUACAAAGCAAAUGUAUGUUUGGAAAAAUCUGGAAUAUAGCAUGUAUGAAGGCGUUUUGAGAUUCUUCUGGAAAGAAUGUGAUACUUUUCAUAAAAUAUGUCAAGUUUUGGCCAUUUCUCAAAAUAAUGUAACGGUCAAUAGUCAAAAUCCUGUUGCUUUAGUUGAAAACAAUGAUAUUCCUAUGUUUGCAACUGGUUUAGGAAUUCUUCAACCAAGCAUUCUUCCAUUGCCUCCAAAGAAAUCCAAAGUAAUAUCCCAGAAUGGCAACAAAACACUCAAUACUCAUGCUGUGCUAAAAACAUCAGAAACAAAAACUGAAAAUGUAUAUAAUGGUUUGGAUACUCUUUCAAAUGCUGACACCGCAUAUCUUAAUCUGGAAUUUUUUGAAUCCCUCUCUAUGGAUAAUCCUGUUUCAAAAAUGGAAGUUGUGAACCCAAUUAGUAAAUAUUCUGGCAGCCACAUUGACUUGAAUGAUUUUAAAAAGAUGAGCUCUAACCAAGAGGAUCCUAUUAAUGUCUAUACAAAACUGGAUACCAGUAAAAUAUCUACAUUUUCAAUGAACUACAAUCAGAGCUGUUUGAGUGAACUUGCGAAGGAAACCAUUGACAAAUUUGAGGAUCUUUCUUUCAUGCAUUCUUCUGUAUUGAUGUUCCCUCUUAGCAAAAAUAGCUAAGAAUGAGAUGAUCUUUUGAUUUGUCAGAUAACAGUUAAAAUAUUUACAGUAAUAUGCAGUAAUUGAAUUUAGUUUGAAAAAUGAAGUAUUGAUUUUAGCUGCUUCUAUAAUGGAGAAAUGUGUAUGGAGGAACAAUAAUUAUUUUAUACGUUGUUUACCAACAUAAUUUUGACACAUUUGAGAAGAAGAAUUAAUGAAUAACAUAGAAAACCUAUAAAAUGGCAAUGAAAUGUCUACUAUUUACAUUAUAAUGGUUUUUGUCUUA
Molecule: messenger RNA, 2397 nt
Organism: Xenia sp. Carnegie-2017
Lineage: Eukaryota; Metazoa; Cnidaria; Anthozoa; Malacalcyonacea; Xeniidae
Product: aftiphilin-like
Exons: 6
Coding region: 219-2132 (637 amino acids)
Source: RefSeq, a predicted model, not a curated record